Carassius auratus (goldfish) is the source of this 3132-nucleotide messenger RNA. Its product is annotated as P2Y purinoceptor 3. Gene Ontology annotation, cellular component: membrane. Gene Ontology annotation, molecular function: oxysterol binding; G protein-coupled receptor activity. Bases 1334 to 2587 code for a protein of 417 amino acids. Gene Ontology annotation, biological process: G protein-coupled receptor signaling pathway. The record is from RefSeq and is a predicted model, not a curated record. NCBI's taxonomy places the organism in Eukaryota, Metazoa, Chordata, Actinopteri, Cypriniformes, Cyprinidae. The transcript has a single exon.
GUUCAUUAGACAACACUUGUUCAGCCCAGGUAUGUUUUGCAUAACAGCCUGUGUGUUUCCGUUAGAUUGCUGUACAUAAAUGCUCAGCUGACUGACCGUUAAUGCUCGGUGAACGAACGGUGAGGGAGCGAGAGAGGGCACAGAGACCAGAGAGAAAAGAAGAAAGCACCCAGAAUUACUGAUUGACAACUGAUUAAUAAAACCUAGCAGAUCUGGAUACCAAACGGAGAAAGUAAUUUGUACACAGAGAGCGUAGUUCAAGAAGUGCAGCAAAAACUACUGAACCUUUCGUCCUGACCUUUUAUCAAAUGCGUGAAGAAAUGAAUGCAUUUUGGCUGCACAUUCAAGUUACCUUUUGUCUUGACCUUUAAGCAGGUAAGAUAUUUCAUUUAGAUCUACUUUCAAUGGUCUGCGUGUAUCAGAACAAACUUGCCUUUAAUACUACAAAAAGAAAAUAGCUUUAAAUGUGUAAGGAUGACCUAUCCAGUCAUUUCAGUCUCUAUAAUACAAUCACAUUAUUUCUAGUUUACAUUUUCUAACUUUUAAUAAUCAAAUCAAGGUGUUUAUAAUCGAUAUGCACGGUUUUGUGUUGAACUGCACGCUGGAUUGGGUUUCCGAUCAGCAUUUUCUUGUCUGAAUGAAUGGGAAUUAAUUAUUUACUGGAACAUACCUGCAAGGACACAUGAUAUUGUAAUACCAAAACUGCCUCUGUAGUACACAAACAUAUUCAUUAAACAAACUCAAGGGUUUUAUGAACCAAACAUGGAGGCUUUGUCAUUACUGCUCCAUGUUAUGUAGGCACUAUGCAUAUAGAUGAAUGUAACAGCCAUGUCUAGCCAUAAAUUAGGCAUCUUAAUGCACACGCUUCGCAGUUUUCAUUGCAAACGGGGUCAGUUGGGUCAGGAAGUGGCGCGUGUUGAUACCUCUUAAUCUGUGUAAAGAAAAAAGCGCAAUGUGAAAGAACUCGUCUAAUACAUGGGACUCAAAAAAUGGGGGAUGGAAAGAUGAAUGAAGGGUUUACGGACUAGUUUGUUACUGAUUGAUGGGGUAAUAGACCAGAAGAGGCCGAUUCAGCACUAUAGACAGAUAGAGCUGAAGGACUGAGUCAUUGGUCAACCCGCAGUUUGCUUGGAAAUAAACUAUAGGACGGACUGCAAGAAAGUCCAGAUUUACAAUGCAAUCACGGUAAAACUAUAUAACGUUCCUCUUGUUUUCUCCAUUUUGGAGCGAUGUCCUCACAGGAUAUCCUGAAGGCUGAAGAAUGUGGAGCUUCUAGAUUGAAUUGAAGAGGUCUCGAGAAGACGGUGAUGUGGCUCUGUGGUAACAGCUGAUCAUGAAGACCACGGCUUCGAUCUCCAACGGAUCUCUGCAGCCAGAUGCUCAUAACCACAGCACACCGCACAGCUGCAGCAUCGACGAGUCCUACAAGUACAUCAUCUUGCCUCUAUGCUACUCCUUGACCUUCUUGCUCAGCCUCGUCCUGAACUCCACAGUCCUCCUGCGCUCUCGCCGAAGCGGCCGCCAGUGGAACACUUCGCUGAUCUACAUGGUCAAUCUGGCCUCCACGGAUCUGAUGUACAGCUUCUCGCUGCCCUUCCUCGUGGCCAGUUAUGUGAUGCGUGACCACUGGGUUUUUGGGGACUUCAUGUGCAGGCUGGUGCGUUUCUUGUUUUACUUCAACCUGUACUGCAGCAUCUUCUUCCUCACCUGUAUAUCCGUCCAUCGCUACAUGGGAAUCUGUCAUCCGAUCAGAAACAUUGCUUUGGAGAGCAAGCGGGCGGUUAGGGGCAUCUGCGCAACUGUUUGGGUCAUAGUGUUCAUCCUUACAUGCCCGAUUGUCCGGUUUGCCAAAACAGGGGACGUUUUGAGGAAAAUCGAAGGAACCGAUUCGUGGUCGGAAAGUAGUGGAGAUGCUGGAAGAGUAGAGGUGGAGGUAUAUAGGAAUUGUUGGGAUGACGCAAUCGAUAGUGAGUUUUCUGAAUACGUGCCUUAUGGAAUCGUUCUACACCUUCUGGGCUUCUUCUUCCCUUUUAUCGUCAUUGCAUGGUGUUAUUCGCAGGUGGUGCGGACCAUCUUCCAAACGCUUCACUCCCAGCCACAGGUGCAAGAGGAAGGGGGAAUGUGCGGCGGGGUCGAAGGGGUCAAAGACAGGACGUCCGUGUCCAUCUCCGGCUCUCAACAUGCGCCGUACCUCAACACGCGGCGCAAGUCCAUUAAAACCAUCAUCACCAUCACCAUCCUGUUCGCGCUGUGCUUCCUGCCCUUCCACAUCACACGCACGCUCUUCCUCGUCCUCAAGGAAACCAAGGCCGUCGAGUGCCAAACCAUGCGGAUGGUUUCCAUUUGCUACAAGAUCACUCGGCCGCUGGCUUCCUGCAAUUCCUGGCUCAAUGCACUCCUUUAUUUCUUAACAGGAGACAAAAGCUUAGCUUGCUGUGGACGGACCAGCGCCGGUCACAACACCCACCUGCUCUGGCCUUUACAGAUUCUUGGAGGACAGAAAGAGGCUGAGGAUCAAGAGCAAGGCAAUUCGCAUAAAGCAGAGGAAGAUCAUGAAAGUGACUCGAAAUCUUCAGGAAUGACAUAGAUGAGGCCGGGAGUGCACAGUCUCUGUGGGACAGACCUACUUUUAACGUUCCAGAUUUCAUAUUAUUUAUUAUUCAGUCAUGCUACUGAGCAAUUUCAAACAAUCUUGUGUACUGCUGUAUGUUUUAUGCUAGUUUGUGACCAAGUGUCUCUUUUAAAUGUCAUGUUUUUGGAGUUGUUGUGUAAAAAAAAAAAAAAAAAAUUGAAGCGGUAAAUAAUACUUAAAUAAUAAUUUAUGAAAGUAUGAAACUGGCAUUUCUUAUGUUCAAAAUAAGUUAUUUAUUGCUGACUGACUAGAAGUAAAGUACAGUCAACAGGCCAAAAUAAUAUACAAAAGAAACAGGAAGCAAAAGUUACUAAUUGACAUCUUGUGACAAUUAAACCGAUUUGCUCACACUAUUAGUAAGACUAAUGUGACCUGUGUGCUGUCGAGAUCCUGAAACUGUCGAACUGCACAUACUUUCACAAUUUAAUAAAGAUCUUGUAGUGAAUGAAAACUCAUUUGAAUGUAUCUUAAAACUAAAAAGCAAACUUUAUCCAAAUUAA